Molecule: messenger RNA, 1703 nt
Organism: Amborella trichopoda
Lineage: Eukaryota; Viridiplantae; Streptophyta; Magnoliopsida; Amborellales; Amborellaceae
Product: putative protein phosphatase 2C 43
Biological process (GO): protein dephosphorylation
Molecular function (GO): cation binding; protein serine/threonine phosphatase activity
Source: RefSeq, a predicted model, not a curated record
CCGCUUUCUCUCUCAUCAGAGCACCCCUUCUCUCUCUAGAAACCGCUUUUCUGCAUUUGGGUAGUCCUGGUUCGCCCCCACAAAACCGCUUCUCUCUUGUGAAGUGGUUUCUCUCUCUGUAAAACUGUCAAUUGAGGGGCUGAGAGAUGUUUUCCUGCUUCAAGUUCAGGAAACAGGGCACCUCCAAUAGAGGGGAGAGUAGCCAACCAGAGAUUCCAGACCCUCUUCUAUGGCAGAAAGAGCUCUGUUCCCAUUCAAUUGGGGAGUUCUCCAUUGGUAUUGUUCAAGCGAACCAGUACUUAGAAGACCAGGUACUGGUUGAUACCUGGAAGAAUGCUCUCUUUGUCGGUGUUUUCGAUGGUCACGGUGGUGAUGUAGCGGCUCAUUUCGUUGCUGAUAAUCUUUUGCUCCACCUCAUUAGGUUUGUAAAGGAAAGAGGAGGAACAAUAUGCGAAGAUAUAAUAACGAGAGCCUUUAUGGCCACUGAUGACGGUUAUUUUACACAUGCGCGAAAUACACGGGAUGCAAAUCCAACGAUUUCAGCAAAUGGAUCAUGUUGUCUGGUUGGAAUAUUCUGGGAUGGGAUGUUAUAUGUUGCUAAUGCCGGGGAUUCAAGAGCAAUUGUUGCGUUUUCAAGCGGACCAAACAAAUUCAUCACGGAGCAAUUGACUCAGGAGCAUAAUGCAAAAUAUGAGGACAUAAGGAGAGAGAUGUUCCAACUCCAUCCUGAUGAUAGCCAAAUUGUUAUUUAUAAGAAUGGGGCAUGGCGAGUCAAAGGAAUUGCUCAGGUCACAAGAUCCAUUGGUGAUCUAUAUCUGAAGAGUCACGAAUUUGCCAUGGGCCCUUCUUACCCACGAUUCCACCUUGCUGAACCCCUCAGCAAGGCUGCAUUAUCAGCUGAGCCUACAAUUCUAACAAGGCCCUUAAAGCCUGAAGACAGGUUCUUUAUUUUUGCAUCUGAUGGUCUAUGGGAGCAACUCUCCAAUGAAGAAGCUGCUGAACUUGUGUUCAACAAUCCAAGGCAGGGAAUAGCAAAGAGGCUUGUCAUGCAAGCUAUCGAGGUGGCAGCUAGGAAGAGGGCGACAGACUACUCCAACCUGAAAACAAUUCAACCUGGCUCCAGGCGUCAUUUCCACGAUGACAUCAGUGUUGUAGUUGUAUUUGUGGAUCAUGAACUGGUUGAUAGGCUUCCCAACCAGUCAACCAGGGCAGUCUCAAUAAGGGGUUUUGUCAAUAAUGAAUGGCCUUCACUCUUCUCUCUCUUGGAAAAUGAAACAGAGGACGUGCGCACAGGCAUCUCGAUUGAGGGUGCAGGAAGCAGCUCCUGAACAUCAAUGUGGCAGUUGCAGCACUUGAGAAGAAUCAUUCGAGAAUUUUUUCUCUCUGUUUUCUCCCCCUUCACUUCAGUAUCGUCCAAAUUGGAUGGCAUUGGCUGCACACAUGUUGCAAUUCUUAUCAAGGUUCAGACUUGAUUUUUUGCAGAGAGACCUUAGCUGGUAAAAGAGAGGCUUUUGGCAGGAAACAGUUCUACUAAUGGCAAUGCUAAGGAGGCGUAAUUAGCUCAGGUCUGCUUUUUGGAGUGCGAAUUCAUUGUAAAGAGGCAUUCUUUUUCCCCGUUUUUUCUUUUACCUUCUUUUAUUCUUUACAACUUUGAUCUCAUUCAUCUGAAUCAUCUGAUUCUCUAAUUCAUCUUCUUCAUUUUA